CGCAGGCGGGGCAGAGAGCGGGUCUCGGAGUCGGAGGGAGAAGGACGUCGCUGGAGUGAGAGGAGGAAAAAGGAGCUUCGUUUUGGGGGGAGAUGGGGGUCCUCCUCCUCCGCUGGCCCCCCCUGAUCCUGGGGGCGGCUGCCCACCUGCUCCUCCUCCUGGACUGCGCAGGCUCCACUUCUCACUCCCUGCGCUACUUCUACACAGCCGUGUCUGAGCCUGGCCAGGGCCUGCCCCAGUUCAUCGCUGUGGGGUACGUGGAUGACCAGCAAUAUGUUCAGUACGACAGUGACACUAAGGAGUAUCUGCCUCGCGUCCCCUGGAUAAGGAAGGUGGAAAAGGAGGAUCCUCAGUACUGGCACAGGGAGACUCAGACACUUCAGGGCUCUGAGCUGGUGUUCAGGGUGGAUCUGCAGACUCUGCAGAAUCGCUACAACCAGAGCGGAGGGAUCCACACCCUUCAGCAGAUGUAUGGCUGUGAGCUGAGGUCAGACGGGCGCAAAGGAGGGUAUUACCAGGGCAGCUAUGAUGGCAGAGACUUCAUCGCCUUCGACAAGGAGACCCUCACCUGGACGGCAGCCGAUAUGGGGGCCCAAGUGAGCAAGAGGAAGUUGGAUGCUGAAUUGGCCAGGAACCAGUACACGAAGCACUACCUGGAGGAGGAGUGCAUUGAGUGGCUGCAGAGAUACCUGGAGUACGGGAAGGAGACUCUGCUGAGGACAGAGGCUCCGGUGGUGAAGGUGACCAGGAAGGCAGACUAUGACGGCCUGGAGACCCUCGUUUGCCAAGUCCACGGCUUCUACCCCAAGGAGAUUGAUGCCAGCUGGGUGAAGGACGGGGAGGUGUGGCAGGAGGGCACCCUCCGAGGAUUGGUCGCCCCCAACUCGGACGGGACCUACUAUGUCUUGCUCAGUGUCCAGAUCGACCCCGAGGAGAGGGAGCGCUUCCGGUGUCGCGUGGAGCAUGACAGCCUGGAGAAGCCUCUGGACGUGGCCUGGGAGAAGGAGCCUGUCAACCUGGGGCUCAUUGUGGGGGCCAUUCUGGGUGUCAUGGCUGCUAUCCUGCUGGUCUCUGGGAUCAUCAUCUUCUUCAUCCGCAGGAAAUCAGCCUACGAAGAAACCCCAAAUGAGUGACUUCUCCCCUCUCUCUGUCUGACAUAUUUCCCCCCAAUAUGGAGCAGGAACAGGUUACAAACAGACCAAACCAAACCUGGUGGUGGCCUGGUCCUGAAGCCCAAGACCCUGAUGGGAAGCUUCAGCCUGUCUGCUCAGCCUGUCUGUGGACAGCAAGGGGUCCCUCAGGGCCAGGAAAAGGCUGCAGAGAGACUGUCGGCUGAGGGAGGGGCUCCAAG
This is a messenger RNA of Podarcis muralis (Common wall lizard), 1351 nucleotides long. The record is from RefSeq and is a predicted model, not a curated record. Lineage: Eukaryota; Metazoa; Chordata; Lepidosauria; Squamata; Lacertidae.